AUGGGGAGAAGAGGGAUAAGGCGGGUCACAACCGAUCAAGACACUGGCCCCGGGGCAGCUCCCCGCGGCGCGCUGCAGGCGGGGCCCGGGGCCUCCGGCGGCCUGCACCACGCGCACUCGGACGCGCAGGGCCACCUCCUCUUCCCCGGCCUCCCUGAGCAGCACGGGCCGCACGGUUCACAGAAUGUGCUCAACGGGCAGAUGCGCCUCGGGCUGCCCGGCGAAGUGUUCGGGCGAUCAGAGCAGUACCGCCAGGUGGCCAGCCCGCGGACCGACCCCUACUCGGCACAGCUCCACAACCAGUACGGCCCCAUGAAUAUGAACAUGGGUAUGAACAUGGCAGCGGCCGCGGCCCACCACCACCACCACCACCAUCACCCUGGUGCCUUUUUCCGCUACAUGCGGCAGCAGUGCAUCAAGCAGGAGCUCAUCUGCAAGUGGAUCGACCCUGAGCAGCUGAGCAACCCCAAGAAAAGCUGCAACAAAACUUUCAGCACCAUGCACGAGCUGGUGACCCACGUCUCUGUGGAGCACGUCGGCGGCCCGGAGCAGAGCAACCACGUCUGCUUCUGGGAGGAGUGUCCGCGCGAGGGCAAACCCUUCAAGGCGAAAUACAAACUGGUCAACCACAUCCGCGUGCACACAGGCGAGAAACCCUUCCCCUGCCCCUUCCCGGGCUGCGGCAAGGUCUUCGCGCGCUCUGAGAACCUCAAGAUCCACAAAAGGACCCACACAGGGGAGAAGCCGUUCCAGUGUGAGUUUGAGGGCUGCGACCGGCGCUUCGCCAACAGCAGUGACAGGAAGAAGCACAUGCACGUCCACACCUCCGACAAGCCCUAUCUGUGCAAGAUGUGCGACAAGUCCUACACGCACCCCAGCUCUCUGCGGAAACACAUGAAGGUCCAUGAGUCCUCCCCGCAGGGCUCUGAGUCCUCUCCAGCCGCCAGUUCGGGCUACGAGUCGUCCACGCCCCCGGGGCUGGUGUCCCCCAGUGCCGAGCCCCAGAGCAGCUCCAAUUUGCCCAAGAAAUCCUGCUUAUCUGCACAGCCACUGCACACAGAUAAGCAGAAUGUUCAUGAGAAGUAUCUUUGGUUCUCGGAGAGGUCCUGGCAGCCCCCAAGUCACACUCCCGAACCCAGUGGUGAAGGAUUUGGGCAGCAGCAACACCACCUCCCUAGAAUCACCCAGCCCACGCGGGGCUCUGCUGGCGGAGACCAAGAGCAGGGGUGGCUGCUGCAGAGACCGUUGUCUCUCUCUCCCCUUCAGGCCCUCGACUGGUCCCCAGGACCUGGCAGACUAGGCCGGAGGGCUGCUUAA
Messenger RNA from Miniopterus natalensis, 1317 nucleotides. RefSeq names its product Zic family zinc finger 2 (gene ZIC2). Gene Ontology annotation, molecular function: RNA polymerase II cis-regulatory region sequence-specific DNA binding; DNA-binding transcription factor activity, RNA polymerase II-specific. NCBI's taxonomy places the organism in Eukaryota, Metazoa, Chordata, Mammalia, Chiroptera, Miniopteridae. The record is from RefSeq and is a predicted model, not a curated record. Gene Ontology annotation, biological process: regulation of transcription by RNA polymerase II. Gene Ontology annotation, cellular component: nucleus.